Anoplophora glabripennis (Asian longhorned beetle) is the source of this 4876-nucleotide messenger RNA. It is a transcript of the gene Meltrin, whose product is annotated as disintegrin and metalloproteinase domain-containing protein 12. The transcript is spliced from 14 exons. Bases 97 to 4707 code for a protein of 1536 amino acids. Lineage: Eukaryota; Metazoa; Arthropoda; Insecta; Coleoptera; Cerambycidae. Gene Ontology annotation, biological process: membrane protein ectodomain proteolysis. The record is from RefSeq and is a predicted model, not a curated record. Gene Ontology annotation, molecular function: metalloendopeptidase activity.
CGGUGGUGUAGUAGAGUAGAUAGAUUGUGGUUGUUGAUGUUGCUUGUGUAUAGCUGAGGAUUUUUGUGCAUUAUGAUUCCGUUCGUAUAGUGGACAAUGGCGAGAUUAGUGAUUUAUGUUUAUCUGGUGAUAUUGUCAGUGUCCAGUGUUACCAAUGAGGAUAGAAUAGGAAAGUCUUGGUUAGGAGGACCACUGUCGCAAAAAAUCGACACAAAUGCGGAACGACAUCCUGCCGCCGAUUUCAGCCGCCAUACGUUGGUGAAGCCCAAGAUAUACCAUGGGAGAGAAAAGAGACAGAUAUCUUCGACCAAGGAGGAGAAUGGGGUACAUACGAAUCAUCUUCAAGUAGCUCUGGAAAUUGACGGAAAAGAUAUGGUGCUGGACUUGACGUUAAAUAAACAGUUGAUCCCUAAGGGAUUCUUCCAUAAACAUCAGGAAAAUGGAAAAUAUAAAGUACACAAACCCACAGCUCAGGAAGUGGACCUCUGCCAAUACAACGGAAAAGUGCGAGGCAGGCCAGACUCGUGGGUAGCUUUAUCAACUUGCGACGGACUCUCCGGCGUCAUCUUCGACGGCGAGGAGAUGCAUUACGUCGAGAAGGACGACAAGGCAAUCGGCGAAGGAAUCGGGGCCACUCAUUUUUUAUACAAGCACUCCGACCUGGCGGAGCACAAUAAGACCUGCGGGUACGCCGGUGACACCGUGGACCACGAGGAGGAUCAUCUUCAUCAUCACAAUCGCAUUCUAAGGUACAAAAGAGACACAGAUCAAAAUGAACCUUUGGUACGUGGACCGUACAAUGCCAAUAAAGAAUCAAAAUAUGUAGAGUUAGUUUUAGUGUUAGACAAUCAGGAAUACAAGGAGUUGGGAGAAAGUAGAACCAGAGUGUUGAAUCAUGCCAAAACGAUAGCAAAUAUUGUGAAUGGACUGUAUUCCCCUUUAAAUAUUUUUAUAGCCUUAGUGGGUGUAGUGAUUUGGAGCGAACGUGAUGAAAUCGUUUUUUCCACGAAUGGGGACACUACCCUCACGAAUUUUUUACAUUAUAGACGAGGUCAGUUGAUCAAGGAACAUCCUAACGAUAACGCUCAAUUACUAACCAAAUUCAAUUUUGACAAUGGAGUAGUUGGAAAGGCACUUAGAGGGCCUAUUUGUACGUACCAAUUUUCCGGUGGUGUCAACACCGACCACUCUACAGUCGUCGGACUUGUGGCCACCACCAUCGCUCAUGAAAUGGGACACAAUUUCGGCAUGGAACACGAUAAGAACGAGUGCAAAUGCCCCGACGAUCGUUGUAUCAUGGCCCCCAGUAGCUCAACCGUUGCUCCGACCCAUUGGUCAUCAUGUAGUUUAAAUUAUCUCUUAUUAGCUUUCACUCACGGCAUGGACUAUUGCUUGAAAAACAAGCCUAAAUCCUUGUUCGACAGUCCGGUAUGCGGAAAUGGCUUUGUCGAACCAGGAGAGCAGUGCGACUGUGGACUGCCUGAACAUUGUGAUAAUACUUGUUGUAACGCCACAACUUGUAUGCUGUACAGCAACGCCAGCUGCGCCACUGGAGAGUGCUGUGAUUUAACCACUUGCCGGCCUAAAAAUGCCGGUACCUUGUGCCGCUCCGCCGACCUAGAAUGCGACCUGCCAGAAUAUUGUACCGGCCAAUCGGAAUAUUGCCCCGCCGACAUCUACAAGAUAGACACGGAAGUGUGUGACGGAGGCAAAGCUUACUGUUACCACGGCUUCUGCAGGACGAGGACGGAUCAGUGUAAGCUCCUCUGGGGAGAGACGGGCAAGUCUAGCGAUGAACAGUGCUACAAGAUGAACGUCAAGGGGGACAGGCAUGGAAACUGCGGCUAUAACAUGCUUACUAACUCUUACGCUAUGUGCACUAACGAGAGCAUACUGUGUGGUAUGUUGCAUUGUAAACACUUGAACGAAAGACUGGAGUUUGGCAUGGAGUCCGUGGCCAUAUUAUCGCAUACGUUUAUCAACAAGAAGGGCUCGAUCAUCCCUUGUAGGACGGCGCUGGUCGACUUGGGGGUAAAUCAAGUCGAUCCUGGCCUUGCCCCUGACGGAUCUCACUGUGGUGAGGGCAAGAUGUGCGUUAAUCAGAAGUGCAUGUCGGUGUCGAGUUUGAGAAAGAUGGGCCCGGCGUGCCCUCAGGACUGCAACGGCAACGGAUGGUGCAAUAACAAAGGGCACUGUCAUUGUAAAGAUGGCUUUGCGCCGCCCUACUGUGAUAAUCCUGGACCUGGCGGCUCGAUGGACAGCGGCCCCGCUUCUGAUCCCAAUGCCCACCAAGGCUUGAUCGCCGCCAUGUUCAUCUUCUUUCUGGGCAUAGUCCCGUUGGUGGCAAUUGUGGUGUUCCUCUACUACUACGCACGCCAGAACUUCAAAUUCGGCAAGAAGAAGUCCUCCCAGGCAACGUCAAAAUCGCCGAGCAAAUCAAGGGGACCGUCCUUUCCGUCCGAGACCACGAAAAGAACCGAGGACAAUCAUUCCUUGCUGCACGAGGACUCCCCACCUCCCACCGGACUACAGAACGAGUUUUUCGGUAAUUUCAAAGGCUUCAGUUUAAGUCCGGCCAAGAAACCCGAGCCGGAACCCAUCAGAGCAGCUCCGCCUCCCCCAGUCGUCCCACCGCCCGCGCCUCAGGUUAAAACCAGCCCGUCCUUUAAAGCGCCACCUAGUGUCGCCACCGCUACAGUAAAAACACCGAGUAUAAACCGUUUCCACAGCCUGGCAGCUAAAACCAACUUGUUUAACAAACCCGUGCAAAAGACGAACUCGUUUAAGUCUAAUACUUUGUCGAAUGGUAUAGCCACGGUUAAUGGAGCUUCGGUGGCCCCGGCGCUACCUCCGCCCAACCCAGGAAGCAGCGCUAGGCCAAUAAUAUCUUCUCCGGUGCUAGAAAAUUCCACUUGUACCGCGAAAGAACUGAUUUCACCUUUGAGAAACGCUCCAAAAGUACCCCUUAGACCUGCGCCUGAGACUCCAGUGCCUGCGGUCGAGAAAGAAUCAAAGCGGCCUUUAUCGUCACCUGAUGCGUCACAAACUGUACUCAAUAUUAAAAUUUCCGAGGAUCUCAAGAAACCCCCGAAAGAAAAGGAAAGCUCUAGCGCUUUGAACAGAAUCACUUCGUUUCUAAAACCCACCGAUAAGAAACCCGUGGUGCAGUCUAAUUCUCUACCGAAAACAAGCCAAGUUAAAGCUAACAAGGUCCUUGACAAAGACGCUUUACGUUCGAUGGAGAUAUCCAACCCCAUCCCGCAAACCAAAAUCGAAAUAGCCAUCACCGCUUUACCGGUGAACACGGAAGCUAGUAAAACCGUUGUGAUGAGGGCUCAAAGUAUGCGCGUCGCGAAAGAUAAGCCAAAGCCCCAUAUCCAAACCUUCGGGUCGAUGCGUCAACCCAGCGGAUUCAAACGACCGUUGAGCAUCCCCUCCGGGGUCAGGCCAAAAAGUCCUCCCCCACCGAGACCGCCGGGUGAAAAUGUAGAGAAGGCGAUCAAGACUGUUAAAGGUGCCGAAAGCAACGACCUAAACCAAUACGACGACUGUUUGAACGAAGCUGCCCCGCUUGCGAAGAUAAGCGAAGGCGUCAGUCCGACCAGCGGUGAUAAUAUUUACGCGGUUAUCGAAGAAUCUCCCGUCUCGCCCCAGUCACCGGAAAAAGUGACCAGCGGGUCGGGAUCCAGCGAUAGCAUGGGUUUAUUAGGGGAGAUAGUGUCGGAAAUACAGAAUCGUAACUUCGAUUCUAUUUAUUCUACCUCGACCCUAGCUCGGAAGAAGAAAGAGGAAGAGGAAAAGUUAAGAAAACAGAGAGCAGGUGUCGCUUCACCUGACCCUUCCGAAAUAUACGUAAACACUUCUUCCUUAGCUUACGCGGAAAGCGAAUAUAGUAAUAUGAGCGGUAAUAUAAAGUCAAGUGCCAGUUCUACUUCUAGCGGUUAUAUUCACCCUUCCGCUGUAAACGUGCCCAUCAAAGCUGCGGAUCCAAAGCCCGAAGAGAAACCUCCAUCCAAACCUAAUCUAAGCAGCUUCAAGUCAGAAAGCACCAAACCGUUUUCUUCCACGUUUAACAGACCGCAAGGUCCGGUUGCGUCUAGUUUUAAAACCAACGCAACGGACGUAAAGAAAGUGGAAGCGUCUUCCGAGAAACGAAGUAAUAAAUCAAAAACUCCGCCUUCUCCGACAACCAAAACACCGCCUUCCCCUACGAUAAAAGCCGCGCCUAAAGCGCCGAUAAACAGACAAGUGACGCCUCCAAAUCUGCGUACCAGAAAGCCUUCGCCGACCAGAGCCGCACCCCAGGGUCCAAAGACGAAUAACAGGAGGUCUAUCACUAAUAGCCCCGACUUAGUAACUAGUUGUAACGCCAAUCCAGCCGCGAAGCCUCCCGAUGUACUUAAUAGGGGGACAACGGCACGUAAACCGGCGAUAUCGAAUUCUAAGCCCACAGCGGACAGCUUAAACAAAGUGCCAGGGAAAAUCAACCAGAAAGCGGUGAGUUUCAAGUCGCCUCAGGAGAAGAAAGGCGACGUUAAACCGCCCGUAGCUAGUAAAAUAAACAAGGCCAACUCCGACGUCGGCGCCAUUAUAAAAACCUCAGUCGGCCUUAGGAAUGCAGCUAGGCAAUCUUCGAACGUCGCUUCCUUGCAGCAGAAGUUUGAGAAUAAGAGUAACGUAAGUAGUGCGGAGAAAGUGAAAGCGUAAAUCAAAAUCUGUGUGUAUAUAUGUUAGACAAUUGUUUCGGUAUUAUUUAUGAAUCUGAACUCUCGCUAGUCUGUGUUCUAAUUUAUAAGUUGUUUUGAACUUAUUUUAUGAACGAUCGGCGACUGUUGAAAUUAAGACUAAGAAUUUAGUUAUAUUUUUUGUACAUAUA